Molecule: messenger RNA, 1729 nt
Organism: Amphiprion ocellaris (clown anemonefish)
Lineage: Eukaryota; Metazoa; Chordata; Actinopteri; Pomacentridae
Exons: 19
Coding region: 171-1694 (507 amino acids)
Molecular function (GO): protein binding
Source: RefSeq, a predicted model, not a curated record
GAGGGAAGCGUAUCUCACCUGUAAGCUGAGACUCAGAGGACACCUGUCCGAACCAAGAUGACUCACCUUAACACAGCUUCAACAGGACUACUACAAAACUAGGAAACCAAGACGUCAACUCACCUGACAGAUUCAAACUUCGACAGAAGAGACAGGCAGCAGAUGUGAAGAUGGCUUUAGCCAGCGGUCACUGGCUGGAGAAAGAAAUAAGAGGAGAAGCUCCGAGUCCAAGACAUGGCCAUGCUUUGGCGGUGGCAGGAAACGUUGCCUUUCUUUUCGGAGGAACCUCCAGGAUCAACCAAGAGGAGGACCGUCAUGCUUACUUCAAUGACUUCUACAUGCUGACAGUUACUCCUGAUGAUGUAACGUGGGAGGAGAUUCCUCAGAGUGGAGAAGUUCCCUCAGCCAGAGCAGGACACACUCUCUGUGUGGUUAAGGGAAGCCUGUACCUAUUUGGAGGAGCUUCCAGUCCAAACGCCACCGAAUGUCUCCCAGGAGUCUACAGCUUCGACAUAGUGUCUCUGACCUGGGAGUGUUUGCUAACUGGAGGUUUGGCCCUCAGAGCCCUCAGAAACAGCUCUGUGGCCGUUGGAGAUAACAUCUACGUCUACGGAGGCGUUCUAGACGGGAAUCCAACGGACGACCUCAUGGUCUUCAACACGGUUUCUCUAACCUGGACUCCGGUGAAAACAAAUGGAUUGCCGCCUCCUGCUCUCUGGGGUCAGAGUUUUGCUCUGGUCGGUGAUCAGGUGUUCAUGUUUGGAGGUUAUGGAUCAGGAGGAGAAUUCUGCAAAGACGUUUAUGUUCUGAGUACAGAGAACCUUCUGUGGCAGAAAUGGGAGGUUAAAGGAGAAUCACCAGCAGCCUGCAGUGGACAAACUCUGACUGCACACCACGACAAAGACAUCUACCUGUUUGGUGGCAAAAGCACUAAUGAGGACGGUGUGAUGGCGUCCUACAAUGAAAUCCAUAAACUCAGUAUCGCUAAGAUGAAGUGGAAGGUUCCUCUGUAUGUUGGGAUUCCUCCAAGCCGUCGACAUGCUCACACUGCCUUCAUCCUCCACAGCCAUCUGUAUGUGUUUGGAGGAAAGAAUGAAGAGCAGGAUUUUAAUGACCUGAAAGUGAUGAAGCUCAUUAACCCAUCAGAGAGGCAACCAGUCAUGAAGGAGAUUCUGUCAGAGUUCGGCCUGCAGGGCGUCAGCCACAGCUUCACGCCUACGAAGGUUCCCAACGUUCGCUAUGAGCUCAGUGAUUCACCUCCGUCCAACCAGCCCAGGAACUCUGCAGCUAACGCACAGGUGUUUGUCCACAGAGACUUCAGUGCAGUUCGAGAUCAGGCCAUGAAGAUGAUCCAGACGGCCUUCACUCUGCUGGACCAGGAGUUCCAGAAACUGGAUCAAGAGAAGUCCGAGUUGUCUAAAGCUGCUGCAGCUCUGCAGAGAGAAAAAGCCGCUCACGAAGCUCACAGAGAGCAACAACAACAGGAGCUGCAGGAGAUGCUGGACAGGCAUCGCUCUCAGAAUGAAUCGUGGCUUCGAGCAAGAGCUGAGGAGAACGACCGAGAACGGAGGGAGCUGUGCAGACUCAGAGAGGAGGUGUUGCAGGACCAGGAGAGGCUGAAGGAAGAGCAGAGCAGCAUCCAGAAACGCAGCGAACAUCUUCUAUCCAUCAUGCAGCAGUUCAAAGGAAUGUAGACGGUUCCACGUUGACGUUUAGACCAGCUGGUGUU